Messenger RNA from Protobothrops mucrosquamatus (brown spotted pit viper), 2343 nucleotides. RefSeq names its product vomeronasal type-2 receptor 26-like. Bases 1 to 2343 code for a protein of 780 amino acids. Gene Ontology annotation, biological process: G protein-coupled receptor signaling pathway. Lineage: Eukaryota; Metazoa; Chordata; Lepidosauria; Squamata; Viperidae. The transcript has 5 exons. Gene Ontology annotation, cellular component: membrane. Gene Ontology annotation, molecular function: G protein-coupled receptor activity. The record is from RefSeq and is a predicted model, not a curated record.
AUGAAGUGCCAAAUAGAUGCCACAUCUUGCCCCAGAAGUGAUCCUUCUCAUCUCCUUCAUGAAUGGUAUCAACCAGGAAACCUUCUUAUUGGUGGGAUCACAGCUCAGACUAUAUAUGUACUUGAUGAACAUUACUUUGAAGAACAUCCUUCACAGAAGUCAUUUAUGCCACCUCUAGUGGUUUUAAAAUUGUAUCAGCAUUCCCUGAGUUUGGCAUUUGCUGUGGAACAAAUCAACUCAAAUCCAAGACUUUUGUCUAAUGUUACUUUGGGAUUUUUCAUCUCUGACAACUAUUUUGAUGCCCGGCUGACUUACCAUUCCACUUUGGAACUGCUCUUCCGAUCUGAUCAGUUGGUUUUCAACUACAGAUGUGAUAUCAAGGAUAAUCUCCUUUUGGCCAUUAUUGGAGGAUUUGGUGCUGAUAUCUCAUUCUUCAUGUCAGAUAUCACAAGUCUUUACAAAAUCCCACAGCUCGCCUAUGGCUCUUUUGCUCCAAAGAAGCAUGGGACAAAGAUGGCUGCUUCCUUUUACCGCAUGGCUCCCAAUGAAAGCCUUCAGAUUGUGGGGAUUAUCCAUUUGCUGAAGUACUUUGGAUGGAUAUGGGUUGGUCUUUUAAUUAUGGAUGAUGACAGUGGAGACAAUUUUCUCCAAGCCUUGGACCCACUUCUUUCUGAGAACAGAAUCUGUUCUGCCUUUGUGGAGAGAAUGCCCAAACAAGUAUUUUUUUUUAUGUUUCAAAAUCAAAUAGUGGAAAGGAUAUAUGUUUUUUUGUUGGAUACCAAAAUAAAUGCAUUCAUCUUCUAUGGGGACAGCACAACACUGAUCCUUCUGCUAAUGUUCUUUAAAUAUUACAACAGUUGGAAAGAAGUGGGAAAAAUAUGGAUCCUAAGUGCUCAAAUGGAUUUAAUGUUAACAAGCUUUCAUCGACCCUCAGAUCUGCAAUUGUUCGAUGGAGCAAUUUCCUUUGAUAUUCACUCCAAUGAAUUGCCAGGAUUCAGUGAAUUCCUUGGGGCCAUCAAACCAUUCCAGACCCAACGAGAUAGUUUGUUGAAAGAAUUCUGGGAGCAAGCCUUUGAUUGUUUUUUUUCAGAGAGCAAUAAACUGGAAGAAAGUAGUGAAGCAUGUACUGGGAAGGAAGAUCUAAAAAAACUUCCUGCAAAUUUAUUUGAAAUGACUGGCCACAGCUACAGUAUCUACAAUGCAGCAUGUGCUUUAGCACAUGCUGUUCAUCGCAUGAACUUACUUAUAUCUAAAUACAAAAGAAUAAAAGAGAGUAGAAGGAAUGAACUUCGAGAUCAAGAAACAUGGAAGGUCUUGCCCCGUUCAGUGUGUAAUAACCCCUGUCCUGCUGGCUAUCAUCAGAAAAAGAAAGAAGGCGAGACAUUUUGCUGUUAUGAUUGUGAUCCAUGUUCCGAUGGGAAGGUAUCAAACAUGUCAGAUAUGAUUGCUUGUUCUGAAUGUCCAGAAGAUCAAUAUUCAAGUAAGGAUAAAGUUCAAUGCAUCCCCAAAAUUAUAACUUUUCUAACCUUUGAUGAACCUUUAGGGAUCAGUUUAAUGGUAGUUGCUUUUUUAUUUUCAGUCAUUAUCAUGCUCAUACUUGGAAUAUUUAUUAAGUAUAAGGACACCUCUAUUGUUAAAGCUAACAACAAGGAUCUCACCUACACUCUCCUCAUCUCCCUUCUGCUUUGCUUCCUCUGCUCUUUUCUCUUCCUUGGAAAACCUUUCAAACUGAUUUGCUUCAUCAGACAAUCUGUGCUUGGCAUUAUCUUCUCUGUUGCCAUUUCUUCUAUAUUGGCCAAAACUAUCAUGGUCAUUGGAGCAUUCAUGGCUAUCAAACCAGGGUCUGGCAUGAGAAAAUGGUUGGGGAAAAGACUGUCCAUCUUAAUUAUUUUUUCUGGCUCCUUCAUUCAAGCAGGCAUUUGUCUGGCAUGGAUGAUCACCUCUCCCCCUUUUCCAGAACUUAACUUGAAAUCAAUGAUUAAAGAGAUCAUAGCAGAAUGUAAUGAAGGAUCUGUUGUGAUGUUUUAUCUUGUCUUGGGCUAUAUGGGGUUUCUUUCUCUGGUCAGCUUCAUGGUGGCUUUCCUAGCUAGGAACCUGCCAGACACAUUCAACGAAGCCAAGUUCAUCACUUUUAGCAUGCUGAUGUUUUGUAGUGUUUGGUUAACUUUUGUUCCAACCUAUGUGAGCACCAAAGGAAAGUGUAUGGUAGCUGUGGAGAUCUUCUCCAUCAUAGCUUCUAGUGCUGGGUUAUUGGGAAGUAUCUUUUUCCCCAAAUGCUACAUUAUUUUGUUGAGGCCUGACCUUAACAGCAAAGAGCAACUUGUAAAGAAGAAGCAUUUCUGA